Neolamprologus brichardi is the source of this 8311-nucleotide messenger RNA. Its product is annotated as transmembrane protein 132C. NCBI's taxonomy places the organism in Eukaryota, Metazoa, Chordata, Actinopteri, Cichliformes, Cichlidae. The record is from RefSeq and is a predicted model, not a curated record.
ACUCCAUCCCACGGACGAGUGUACACAGACUCUCAAGUUGAACCCAGACGCGCACACACAAGACAACACUUACAGCAAGAGGACCAUAGUCGGAGAAAAGGUAGAGAGGGAAAAGAAAGGAGAGCGGACGGAGCUGCUGCCGAGCGAGCAAAAUUUGGAUUUUAAUUUAUUAAGCGAGCCCUAAAUGACAGAGUUGUCUUUGCUUUUUACUGUUUCAAAGUCCACUGUGAAGUGCACUUUUUUUCGGGACUUCGUGUGACCCUCUGGUAAUUUUUGAAAAACUUUGCAAGAAACAAAACUGCGGCAAAGGCAAAGAGAACAGCGCUUUAACCGUCAGCUUUAACCGUCCCGUAUGGAUAAAUAAGGCAGAGAAGCGCACUGGUGGAGAAAAGCUCACUACGGGGAAUUUCAUUCAUUCAUCGGUUCUGGCUUGAAGGAGAGAGAGUUUUUUGGGGGGAGGCGGAUUAAAACAGAAGCCAGCUUGCACCGGAAUUGCCCAUUGGGGGGUUCCUCUUUAUUACUGACUGAAGAAGGAUUUAUAGUUUACUCCAAAUCUAAUCUGCUCGGUGUCUUAGGUCAAGCACAGCGGGAGCGCAGUUUGGUGAAAAUGAGAUUGAUGGCACCAAUGCGAUAGUAAUCUUUCUGUGGGAACAAAAGGAGAAAGAAAUAUAGAAAUUAAAAUAUUGCCCUUUGAAUCCUUAUUGCGAACAGUCGCGGGGUUUUUAUCGACUGGAGGGAUGGAGACGAUCGGGAGAAAGGGAGGCGCGCCGUUGGGGUGUCGCCUCUGGAAGACGCUGCUUCUUCUUCUGCUGUGGAAAGUGUCUGACAGCCCAUCGGUAGCAGCAGGCGGUGGACCAGGCGGCGGGCCGGACAUCUCCCAGUCCCACUUCUCCUCCUCUCUUCCCACCUACCUCCCUGUCCAAUGCCAACUAAGUGGCGCUGAUUCCGCCUUCUUCCUGCGAGAAGCCAAUCAGGAGGUUAUGCGAAAUGGCAGCCUAUCAUCACGGACUGAGCCAUUCUUUCUCCACCAGCUAGAACCAGGCAUUUCUGCCCCACACUCUCUGCCAAGUGUAAACUGCAGUUAUGGAAAUCUGAGCACUGAGCAGCCAAUCCCUGUGGAAUUGCUUCAAGGUCCACCACCACACCUGCUCCUUUCAACAAACCGUGUGACGUUGAACUGGAAGGUCAAAGGUCAGGUAGUGGUGCCUAAAGUGGGAUCAACAAGGCCCUGGAUACAGGUAUUAUUUUACCUGGUAGGGCGGCGUUGGGAUGAGCCUGAACCACCUCCAUCAUCCCUCCUCCCAUGCAUCAGGGCCUUGGCCAUCCGUGACACUAGUGAAGCAGCACCCUCGGCAGGCUGCCGACUCAUGGGACCAUCUGGUAUCUGUGUUGUCCGUCUGGAGAUUCCCCCAGCUUGGUUUACACCACCACAAGUGAGAAAGAGACCUCCUGAAGUGGCGCUACCAUCAGUGGAUGUGUAUUACUCAAUUAUACCAGUGGAAGGUGCUGGUCAAGAGUGUCCCUCCAUUGUUAAUGAGCCAUGGAAAGCUCCAAGUGCAAACCCUGGGCCACAUGGUGGUCUGGCUAUGGGCCUUGGGGGGCAGUGGAGCACCCUAGUGGAUGAAGGUCUUCAAGACAUGCUGAAAGUUGGUUCUGUUGCAAUGAGCAUGGGCCCUGUUUCUGCCAAAGGAGAAAGACUACAAAUAGAUGACAAUGUGGAAGUUUUGGAGCCUCCCAGUCCUGUUCGGCUUGGCAGAACAGUGGCUUUUGCCAUCUACAUGAAGACAACUUCAAAUACGGAACAGUUUACAUUGAGGGUGUGGUUCCAGUCAGGUAUCAACUUCCUGGCUGUGAAACCCAGCAACCUUGUCGCAUGGGAGAUCAAACAGGAAAUGGCACCGGGAAGCAGUUCGUUGGCAGUUAUGUGCCAGAGAAAGGCCUCCUCCACAGCAGAGAGAUUAGAAAGUCCUUCCUAUGAGGUGAUGCAGCUCGACUUUGAGGUGGAUAACGUGAUUAACCUGGUGCCAACCCAGACUCUACACUGGAGCGUUGAAUACCCAGCUGGCACACAGACAACUUCCAGGCAAACAGAGAAAGUUUCACACCUCUAUAUCAGCAGUGCCGACAUACAGGGCAUCGUACCACUGGCUGAGGACACAGAGAUUGUGAAUACAGCCAUUCUAACUGGUCGACAUGUUGCAGUGCCAAUCAAAGUGGUUACUGUGGAAAGCGAUGGGCAGGUGAGGGAGGUGGACGACUCCAUCACCUGCAGCUCAACAGAUGUGGAUGUGGUUAAGGUUUCUCCAAACUGUGACAAGGUUUUGGUGAAUGGCAAAGAAAUGCGUGGUCGGCAGUCUUUGACCAUCAAGUUCUCAUACCUGCACCUAUCUGCUCAGCUUCAGCUCACCGUCUGGGUGCCCAAGCUACCGCUUCAGAUAGAUCUGUCAGAUACUGAGCUCAGCCAGGUCAAGGGCUGGAGGGUGCCAAUCAUCACUAACAAGAGACCCACCAGAGACAGUGAAGAUGAUGAGGACGAUGACAGAAAGGGCAAAGGCUGCACCCUACAGUACCAGUAUGCUUUGGUGCGGGUCCUCACUCAUUUUGUCGCAGAACCGUCUGACCCAGGUGGAGAGAUGGUUUACAUGCUGGGUGCUGACUGGCAAGUUGAUAUCACUCAUUUGGUCUUGGACCAAUUAAAGAUAGAAGAGCCUCGCAUUGCCAGAUUAAUAGAUGGAAGAAUCGUAAUCGGGCGGGACCUGGGACACACCAAUAUACAGGUUCUGUCCCCCUUGUCUGACUCGAUACUGGCAGAGAAGACUGUAACUGUAUUAGAUGACAAGGUCACCAUUUCUGACCUGGGAGUCCAGCUGGUUGCAUCUUUGUCCCUUAGUUUGAGUCCAAGUCCUGUAAAUUCUCAAGCCAUACAGUUAACAACCACAGCUGCUGACCUGCUACAUACACCUAAACAGGAAGCCGGGAUCAGUGCAUGGAUCCAGUACAGUGAUGGUUCGGUGACACCAUUGGAUAUAUAUGAUUCAAAAGACUUCCUACUUUCAGCUGUCUCACUUGAUGAAAAUGUCAUUUCUGUUACCAAUCAGGAACAGCACUGGCCCAUUGUAGUAGCAGAAGGUGAUGGGCAGGGGGCAUUGUUUCGAGUAGAGAUGGUCAUCUCUGAAACUUGCCAGAAGUCAAAAAGGAAGAGUGUGCUGGCAUCUGGAGUUGGAAAUGUUAUAGUUAAGUUUGGAGCAAAAAAUGACGAAAGAGGAGUGAUGGGAAGAGGGGGGCAAGAGGAUGGUGGAGGGUUGGAUAACAGCACCAGUGAACAACGGACAAAAGAUGGAGGAGAGUGGAAAUCCAACAGUGCAGCAGUGGACCGAGAGGAAGGAGCCAUGAGGAAGGUUAGCUCAACAACCAAGAGUACAGUAACCCACCGUGCUUCUGGUGGCAAAGGUGCUGGUGGCGGCAGCAGCAGUAGUCGGGGCAGUGGCCCCAGCCAACCAGGCGACUACAGUAGCUACCCAGCACCAGUGGAGGUACCGGGGACUGGAAACAGUGAGCUAACCCAGCCCACUAGAGGCCUGUCAGACCUGGAGAUUGGGAUGUAUGCCCUUCUGGGAGUAUUCUGCCUGGCAAUACUGGUUUUCCUCAUCAACUGUGUCAGCUUUGCUUUCAGAUACCGUCACAAGCAAGUCCCAGUUCUAGAGGCAGGAGGCAACAUGAACCAUGCCCACGACUGGGUGUGGCUUGGCACUGAGGCUGACCUUUUAGCAGACCACUCUGACCAAUGCCAGGGUGGCGUGCCGGAUGAGUGCACCACCAUAAUUGACCGCAAUGAAGGGGGCUACGAGGAGAACAAGUAUCUACUGAAUGGGGCCGGUAACACCUUGGUAAUGGGCAUGGGCACUAUAAGUGGGAGCGGUGGCAGAGGUGGACAUCGGGGUGUCACCCAUGGACAAACCUUGCCUAGAUCCGUUCCAGAAUCGCAUCAGUGCCUUUCAGCAAUCACUACUGGUGGCAAAGAUGCUACAGGUCAAAAGGAGCAUCUGAAUAAUUCCCCCCAAGCCACAGCUGCAGCUGCUGUUGCAGCGGCCAAACGCAAACGCGUCAAAUUCACAUCUUUUGCCACUGUUCUGCCCAAUGAUAAUUCAGGUGGUGGCCCAUACACCAACUCAUCAGUUCUGGUGACGAAUGGGAGUGAAGAUGAUAUCAAGUGGGUGUGCCAGGAUAUGGACCUAGGUCAGUCUGAAAUCAGAACCUAUAUGGAGAGGCUACAAGACAAUCUGUGACUGAUGGGAAAGAAACUGAGAAAUGGAGGGGCAGAGGAUUAGUACAGUAGGGGGAGAAUGGACAAUGAGUACAAUUCACCUAUAAUGCCUUUGCAGUGGAUAUAUGGAGGGAGAAUGGGAGGGAUAUAGGAAGCGUGAAGGGAACAAAGUGUGAUGAUGUGUCUGGAAGAGCAUCUAAGAGACAUUGUGUUGGGUUGGGGACGCUUACAUUUAGCAUCCCUUAGGCUAUGAAAGGCAUCACUAGCUCACACUAAAAUUAAUGGUAGCAAAUAAUAAAUAACUUUGAGUUUUUUUCUGUUUUAUUUAUUGUGAAAAUAUUAGUGUAAAAAUCAAUAAUAAAGUCACUAUUGUUUUAAAUGUUUACUUUCAGAAAAUUAGUAAACCAUUGUAUAGAUACUUACAGUAAAUUCAGGGUACGUUAUUGGACAGACAUUUGUAAGCCACUUUACAUUUAAACGAGGAUGGGAAGGACUUACAUCAUGUCCUGCCUUCAGAAGUCUUUUUUACUCGUGUGGUAUAUUGCCAACCUUUGCUGUGGCCGUUGACUAAUCAUUGAUCUACUUUUGAUAUACAAACAUUUACCUGCCGAGUCUGCAGAAUGGUUACGUAACGAGUUCUCUGACGAAUAUGUGUUGUUGGUUUAUCAUGUGACCCAUUUCUUAUGGCAUUUCUCAUAAGUAACAUGUGAAAUGUAAUAAAUAUAUAUAUAGUCCAAGUACUCAACUAGAAAUUCAGGCAUUUUGCAGUUACUGGUGGGAAUUGCCAUUCAGCUCUGUAUUCAGGCAAAUGUGCUCUUUCUUGAAACAACAGAGUGUCUUGAGAGUUGGAAAAUGAUGUAUCUUACAAAAGACUGUUUCUCCCUUGGAUCCAAGACAGAGGCAUUUAUUCUUGCACAAUUACAAACAGGAAAGGACAUUAGCCAUAUUUGAGGCUGAUUUUCUGUUUUCCCUGCAGCCAACGAUGGCUUUCUCCCUCUAUCCAGAAUCACUCCUGUCAUCCCCUGGCCCAUCUCCUUGUCUGUGAUUGGACAACAGUAGAACAUUUGUGAAGUUAAAAAAAAAGAAAAAUACACACGCAGUGAAACACUGAGUGUAAGGGGACUGACUGAAGUGUCUCAUAUUAAAAAAAAGGAAGUGGUUGGGCUUUGCAAAGCCUGACUGAGCACCUAAUAAUGAAGAUUAUUAAAAAAAAAUGUACCACAUAGGCAACCAGACAGACAGGAGUACCUACAAUGUUGAACAUUGAGAUAACAGGAUGUACUGAAUGACAUGUGAAUGGAUAAUGAUAAUGGAAUGGAUACCUGACGAACAGAUAUGGAUACGUACCAGCUUGUUGAACAUUAUUAUGAAUAUAUUGGGGUUUUUUCUCCUUUUGUUUGUCCUUUUUGAUAAAUAGAAGGUUUUUAUGUUUUUCUUUGUUAUGUUUUUCCCUAAUUUGGGAAGAUAUUAACUGUAGCUUUUUAUUUCAGAGAUUUAUUAAGAUUUAAGAAUAUAUGAUCCUUUUUUUCCUUCUAGAUACCUAUUUAUUUGAAAUCAUGUUUGAGAGGGUGAGGAAGGAAUGACAGGGCAAGGACAAAGACUGAAAGUAAUAGGCCUGCUGGUGAAUGAUAGCACAUAAAAGAAUAAGUGGAAAGAAGGACUCAGAACAGGCAAAGGUUGCCUCACCUUCGUUAAGCUCAGGUGACGAGUCAUGAAGAACCGACAAUAAAAAAGGAGAACUGUACGAUGUUAAGAUUGCAAUAUUUAUUUAUAAAUGUGUUACUGUUUCAGAGUACACUGUAUGUUGUAAAUAAAUAAACAUGCUUCAAAGUGCUUGUGAAUAAGAUUGCAGGCCACUAGCCAACAACUUGGUGAUAUUUUGUACAUUUUACAGUGCAAAUAUGGUACACAAUACUAUCUACCACCACAAUGUGAAAGUGAUCUUAUGGGUUCUUUUUUUCUAAAGAUGUUCUGGUCUUUACUUCAAGUAUUGAAUGAGUUCUUGUCUUUGUACAGGGUAGAAAUCAGUUUACCUCCGUGAGAUGUAAAAAUGGAGGCCAUUACACUCAAAAUUGUUUGAGAAGGGCGAGUCUCAGAGGUCCAUUUAGGAAAGCAAAUUAAACCAACUGUCACAAUGUUUUUUUUAGUGGGCUCAUUCAAUUGAAAACAAGGGCAUAAUUUUGAUUACUAAAAGCAUCUCUAUUUUCAAUCAUUUGUUAAACAAGAAACAUUUGAAAAAUACACACUGACAUCAAAACACAAAUGAUUGGGUCUGAAAUGGAAAGAAUUGGGAACAAAAAGAAAAUGCAGUGUAAACAGACACAGAUAAGAGACCUGAGCUGAUGCCAAAUGGGGAAUAAAAAUUGCCGUAUGGCCUCCACCAAAGCAAUAGAUAUUCUGACUGAUGAUGACAACUAUACUGUAUGUUCUGGACACAUUACUGUAUCUAUCCUACUCUGCUCUCCGAUGUAGUUAUAAGACUGCUGUGCUCCAAAGGAACAGUCAAAUGGAUCCUAGUUCAAUAGUUGCUUAAUCCAUUUUACCUACUUUUAUUUUUAAAAAAUAUAUGGAUGUCAACUUAAAAAAAAUACAAGGCUAUUUUUGAGAGACUGCAGAUUUCAGCUUGCACUGUAUUUGAUAUCAAAGAAAGAAAUACACUGUAAAAAAAUAUAACAAUGUCAGCAAAACCCACAAUGUACAACACGCUUAUUAAACUACUGCUAGCUUGUCCUGAGAGAAAUAGUUUUAACUUAUUUGCCUUUACAAAUAUGAGAGAUAACCUCUCUAAUAUUGGCUCGUCUUUACCUCAUCAUAUAAAGCACCUUGAGAUGGCUGUUAUUGUGAUUUUGCUAUAUAAACUGAAUCCAGUUCAAUUCAGUUGAAAUGAAAUAAAUUAACUGCCACAACUGGUAGCUUCUAGAGGGUAGAGUUAACUCAUGUUUGGUGCCACCGGUAACAUUGCACAGAUUUAGGCAGAAUUGUAAAUGCAGAAUCAAGAUAACUUUUUAAUUUUGUUUUUCUUAGAAGUCAUCUUUAUUGGUAAAUUAAUGCCUUAUAUCACAUGGCAAUUAUUUUUCUACAGAUUAUUCAUUUAAUUUUUGUCUUGUUUCUCAUAGUUGCACAUACUACUAAGAUGAUUAGGCGUCUUUUACAGUCAAUAUUCAACAUGCGCCACAGAAAUAGUUGCCUUAUUUUUCUGACAGAAAAUGAGCACUGCUUUGUUUUCAGAAAAGUUGUCUAACUCUGCAGAUGUCCCUUGCCAUACCAAAUCUUGCUAAAACAUUCCAACAUAGUAUUAGUCGUAGACAGUAUAAAAGAUGGUUGUAGCUUCUGGGUUGUGGAAUAUGAAGCCAAUGCAGAAGUGCCUUAAACCUAAAGUAUACUCUGUCACAAGGCCACCAGAUGACAAUAGCUGUUCUUGCAGAGACUUUUUCUUAUAUAAGUCUACUAGAAAAAUGGCUUUCUGUUUUGACCUGUUUUGAUCUGUCUUGACCCGAUGUGUUUAUGAACUUAGUCACUCAUUUUGGGUCGCAUUGAAUGCAAAAAAUAAGCCUAUUUUAUAAAAUCUUAGUCAUUUAAAAAAAAAAAGAAAAAGAAGAGUAUUAUCCAUGGUAUUCUGCCAUCACACUCACUGCCUAAAAAUCUAUCAAUUAUAAGUCAUUAUUCAGUGAGGAAAUCACAUUUCUUUAAAACUAAGAUGGCACAAUAAAAGCACUAAUCUUAAGGCUUCAUAACCAGUGGAUUACAUCAUAGUAACUACUUCCACCUUUUACACUGGCUGUGAUACCAGUAAAGUUGUUUUCAGACCAGUGCACAUGACUUCUAAAAAUAUGCAUUUAAAAAAAAACUAUUUCUCUUUGAUAAAGCCAGCUGAUAGCAGUAGAUCAAGCAAGCAAAAACAUUCUUUUAUAGCAGGUACAUUUGACUGCUGAAAAAUCCAACCUCACCGGAACAGGUUAGAUUUUACAAAAUCUAUUACACUGUUAUAUAGUCACACAUGGGCAGCAGUUUAAUAUACUACAGAGUAGAGGAGGUACUAGCAGACAU